Messenger RNA from Erpetoichthys calabaricus (reedfish), 1436 nucleotides. RefSeq lists its product as uncharacterized. Bases 130 to 1122 code for a protein of 330 amino acids. The record is from RefSeq and is a predicted model, not a curated record. The transcript is spliced from 9 exons. NCBI's taxonomy places the organism in Eukaryota, Metazoa, Chordata, Cladistia, Polypteriformes, Polypteridae.
CAUCACUUCCUUCCUUUGUCGUUGUGCGGAGUUUCGACACCCAUCCCCAAAACUCAGCCUCAGGUUGGCUCACCGCAGCGCAAAACAGAACCACCCUUGGGCGCGUCGUAAAAGGCAUCGUCUUGACAAAUGUGGCCGUUUUUACCUUGUUUAACAGUGCUGUGGUCGUGGACCCCUCUCUUUCACGCUCAAACGACGGGAGCUUGGCUUGCUGCCCCUCACAUCUCCUUGGAUCUAUCAGCCGGCUCACCAGUGCUUGAGGGCUCCACGACGAUGUUGUGUGCAGCUCCACAAAACUCCACAGGCAGCCGCUUCCUGCUGUACAAGGAGCGAACGUUCAUCGAUCAUCAAGAAGACCACCGGGGGGGACUGAAAGACGUCAAGUUCAUCCUGGACAAUCUGUCUGCCAGCAAUGAGGGCAAUUACUGCUGCCAGUUCCAGACCUUCGUCGCUGGCCAGUGGACCAGCAGCCCCUUCAGCUCCUAUGUAUAUUUAAAGAUCAGUGCAGUUCAGCCUGGCCUUGGUAAGCCCUCCAUCAUGGUGACCCCUCCUGAUGGUGCUGUCCACAUGGGAGAAAAGGUGAAGAUCCGCUGCACGGCUCCCAAGGCUCCCAAGGCCCAAGCCCAAAUGACUUUCCUGUUGAUGGAAGGCGAGAGGAAGAAGAAGCGCGUUGUUGCUUCACAGCACCCGUCCACCGGAGCCUCAGAGGUGACCUUCACAGUGGACAGCACAGAGACGACAUACAGCUGCAUGUAUCAAGUGGAUAUGCCAGGCGUAGGGUUCACCAACUCCAGUAGCAGCACCAGAGUGAAGAUCACGGUGAAACCGCACACUCGUUCUCCACAAGUGAAUGUCGUCCCUUCUCAAGCAGGUUACACAACACCCGCUGAAAUAGAAGCUUAUGUCUCCCUGCCAGGUCCAAAGGGGGCGCUGAUCGCUGGAUCCUUCGCGGCGGCCACCUUACUUGCAGCCAUUCUGGCCCUCCUGGUGAUUUUGGUCCUUAUGAGAGUGAAGGCCACACAGAAGACGAAGAAGCGGAGGAGAGAAACUCCCCUCUGGAGCAGCCUGCACACGGCCGAAGCCGUCAUCGGUCUGGGAUCGCCCCCCGGGAGACGCUGGUGAAGUGGCCAGGAGCCGCAGCACAGCAUGCGAUGACCCGAGACGGCCGCCCUGAUGUUACGGGGUCUCCAUUACGGAUGUCGCGGCUGGAGGGCUGUGGCGAGGGACUUGCUUUUAAUGUUUUGUUCAUUCGAGACCCCGGUUUGACGGCACUUCUGUGUGAACAGUUUACCGGUUUUGUAUUUGGAAUGUCGCAUUUCGCAACGCCCUCCCUAUUUUGCCGUCUCUCUCUCUGUUUUAUGUAGCCCCCAUUUCGUUAUGAAACUCUUCACAAUGAGAGACAAUUAUUAUUUAAUAAAAAAAAUGCAACAUUUAUA